This is a messenger RNA of Lottia gigantea (owl limpet), 1976 nucleotides long. RefSeq lists its product as hypothetical. Gene Ontology annotation, molecular function: 2,4-dienoyl-CoA reductase (NADPH) activity. Gene Ontology annotation, biological process: fatty acid beta-oxidation. The record is from RefSeq and is a predicted model, not a curated record. The transcript has 9 exons. Gene Ontology annotation, cellular component: mitochondrion. Lineage: Eukaryota; Metazoa; Mollusca; Gastropoda; Lottiidae. The coding region runs from base 138 to 995 and encodes 285 amino acids.
GCUGUGUGUCAACAUUAGCUUCUUUUGGAAAAGGAAACUGGAAGGUUUCAACCAAUCUUCAAGUUUACCUUCAAAGAUGCCUGAAAUCAGGCACUGCAGCAGACAGAGCCAAAUAUUUUCCUGUAGCGACUAACGUUAUGCUACCAGCUGAUACAUUUAAAGGAAAAACAGCGUUUAUCACUGGUGGAGGGACUGGAUUAGGGAAAGGAAUGACUACAUUUCUUUCAAAACUUGGUGCAAAUGUUGUCAUCACCAGUAGGAGCGUUGAUGUGUUGAAGAAAACAGCUGAGGAAAUUUCAAAAGAAACGGGCAAUAAGGUACUAGCAGUAGGAGCUGAUGUCAGAAACCAAGAAGCCAUUAAAACAGCGUUAGAUAAAUGUGAAUCUGCAUUCGGGUUACCAAAUAUCAUUAUAAAUAACGCAGCAGGAAACUUUAUUUCACCUACUGAAAGAUUGUCAAUGAAUGCUUGGAAGACAAUUAUUGAUAUAGUGUUAAAUGGUACAGCUAAUGUCACAAUUGAUGUUGGAAAGAGACUGAUAAAAGCUAAACAGGGAGCUGUUUUCCUAUCUAUAUCAGCUGAUUAUGCUGAUUCUGGAUCAGGUUUUGUUGUUCCUAGUGCCUCUGCUAAAGCUGGUGUAGAAGCCAUCACCAGAUCAUUAGCUAGUGAAUGGGCUAGAUAUGGUAUGAGGUUUAACUGUAUUUCACCUGGUCCUAUAGAAACUCAGGGAGCAUUCAGUCGGCUAGAUCCUACUGGAGAAUUUAUGAAUACUAAAAUAGGAGGUAUACCAGCUGGAAGAGCAGGGGAGGUGGAAGAAAUUGCCAAUUUGGCAGCCUAUCUUGUCAGUGAUUAUUCUUCGUGGAUUUCAGGGCAGAUAAUAAGAUUAAAUGGUGGAGAAUAUCCAAGUGAAGCUGGCAUGUUUAAUCCAUUAAAACUGGUUUCUAAUGAACAGUGGGAUAUGUUAGAGAAGAUGAUCCGAUCAGUGAAAGGAUCCUAAUGGCUUGUAAUCGCUGUUAGUUCACCAUGACAUUUUAUAAGAAAUAUACUAAAUUUGUUUUGGUCAUCAAGAAGAGCUUAUAGGACUUAAAAAGGCUCUUUAAAAGUGGAAAGGUUCAUUCACCUUAAGACCUUCAACUCUACUGCACUUGGCAUGUUGUCUCUAUAUGAAUAAUAUUUUGAUGCAAGGCUGAAAAUCAAUUUUAUUUUAUGGGUGUGUAUUUGAUUAAAAAAUAUAUCAUUCAAUUGAGUUAAAUUCUGAAGACAUAUUUCUUUAAAUGUGAUGUAACAUUUUCUUAUCUAUUUAUCGCAAAAUCAAUAAAUCUUGAAGAAAAUAAAAAUGUUACCAUGGUUACCAAUUACUUUUUUCAUGGUAAUUUAUUUUAAAUAUCUUGAAUAACCAUAUAUUCUCAUCAGUUAUCUUUCAUUUAUAGACGCCUAUAAUUUCAUACUGGAAAGAUAAGAUGUUAAAUGAUGCCCGUGUGCUCAAGUCGUUUCGUCACAUUUCUUCUUUUAAUGAUUUUUUAUCAUGAUUUUCCAUCACAAUAUAUUGGCUUUGAGUAAAUAAGGUUUUACGAAUUGACAUAAACAUGUGGUAUAUUUGUUGUCUUGCAUUGAAAUAAAUGCAUUAUAUUAGCAGAGAUUAAGUUGUAUAAUCCUUCAGUAUAGCAGCUGAACAAAUUGCAAUUUUAGUGUAAACUUGUAAAACCUUUUCUUUUUUGGGUAAAAUUACAUUAGGAAUUGGCAAUUACAUCUACUUGUAACAGGUUUUCACCUUAUCGUUCACAACCUUGACUGAACAUUUUAUUUUGAAAAGAGAUACAGGCUGUUGAAAAUAAUUUUUAUGAUCUUGUCGACUGCAUCCCUUUAAUACAUUGUGCAUGACUAAAGUUUAAGCUGUAUAUAUAAAUAUUUAUAUAGAACCACAAUUGUUACUUUAUUAUAUUGUUACUAAUUGAUAAUUAAAAAUUAAUUAUAUGGC